AUGGCGAAGAGAUCAAAAAGACGCUCUUCAAGGCAUGACAGGGACCAGGCGGGUUGCAUAUCAGGUUUAAUUAAUGUGUUUCACUUUCGUCCUGGUCGAUCAACUAAACGAUAUCUUACUGAUAGAAAACAAGUGACCAAGCAAGAUGAGGGUGCUGGCCAUUCAAGUGACGACAACACAGUUUCACCGAGUUUCACUGAAAAGAGUAAAACUUUAGUGGACACUGAAGUAAGUAAUAUUCAUAUGGCUGAUGCAUCUAAGACAAGUGUCAAGGAUCUUAUGGAAGAAGAAAUGUUCAACGAGCAAGGACAAACGCAACUGAGCGACUCCGAAAUGGGUUCCGAACAAGUCAAAUCAAAAUCUGGAAAUCAUAAUAAAAAUAAUCAAAAGAAAAAAAGUUCCUCCAAGUCCACCGACAUGGAUUUCGAACUGUCGAGUAACUUUGACAUGGAAAAAGUAUUGCAAGAGCUGGCAAAUGUUGACAGAAGAGACAUGAAUUUCCUGAAUUUUGAUGAACCAUCCACUGAGGCUAUUGCUGUAGUUGAAGAAAAGUUAGUUCAAGCAGUAAAACUGUUUAUGGAACAGAGAUCGAGUAACAUCAAGCAUUUUGGUGACGAGGGGAACAAUUUUUGCUCCCAUGAGCUAAUGGAUGCUUUGAAACUUUUGAGUUUGAACAAGGGAUUAUUUAUGAAACUUAUUGAGGAUCCCAACUCGGAACUGGUUAAGCGCAUCCAAAAUGUUGAAGACACUUGCUUAAGAAAAAAGGAUAAACCAAAGCCUGACGAGUUAAGUAGCCACAAACAUAGAAAUUUCUUCCGGAGAAGGACCAAGUCUCUCGAAAGCUUUCCCCUGGGAGUGAAUAAUAGUAAGGAUUGCCAAUCUCAGAAUAAAAUCGUCAUUUUGAAGCCUGGUCCGCCCACGCCAGGAAGCCCCGAAACUGAAAUUGCCGAUAAUGAGAAAAUUACAAAUGCAUCUCAGUUCUCUUUCACCGAGAUUAAAAGAAAACUAAGGCAUGCUAUGGGAAAAGAAAGACGAGGGGUCUCUCCCGAGAGGCCAUCUCCUAAACUUUCUCUUAAGCCCUCAAAUGGAAACUAUAGCGAAAAGUCCGAAAGUUUCGGGUGGAGGUCCCCGAAUAGGAAUCAUUUUUAUAUGGAAAAAUUCACUCAAUCUUCUCCUAGCUUCAAGAAGGGUGAGCCAGCUUGCAAGUUGAAAGACGAAGAUUCGGAAAGGCUUGGAGGAUCCAACAUUUGCACUGAGGCUAAGAAACAUUUAUCCGAGAUAGUAAAGUGUGGAGAUCAGAAUACAGAGUCGGUGAUUGGGAAUAAUUCUGUCAAGUCCCUUGGUCGAAUUCUCUCUCUGCCCGAGUAUAAUGUCUCUCCUUGCCUUAGCCCAAAAAAGCACAAUGAUGAAAUUUUUAUAACUGCUCAAACGAGAUUAUCUCCACGCGUGUCUUGUAGUAACUCUGACGACAAAGGACAGUCUAUGCUUGCGAAUGUUAAUAAUUCAGUAGGAGAUGAUCAAGACUAUUCUUUAGAAAUUCAGUGCUUUAAUGAGGAUACCAUUGUUUCUGAAGGUCAACCGAAGUUUGAAAGAACGACUGAAAUAAGGGCACAAGAAGCGGAAAAGGCCAUUGAUAUCUCGUGUGAAUCUUCACCUAAUUCAGUUGGUGGAGAAUAUCAGAUUGGAGACACUAGAGACGAAGGCAAUGAAGAAAGUGGUUCCCCAUGCUUCAAAUCGCAUUUAUCUGUAGACGACCAGGUGUUAUCACCACCAGCAGGGUCCCCUUCAACCGAUCGAGCAAGCACAGAAAUUGAUGAUUCAGAUCGUGCAAUCAACAGAAUAGAACAACCAAGUCCAGUAUCUGUUCUUGAGCCGCUGUUCACGGAUAGCGAUAUUAGUCCCGCAAGCACCAUUUCUCACUCAGUAGAAAGAGAGAUUCGGCCACGACACAUCCUUUUCGAAGAAGAACAAACGUCCAUUCACGAGCGAGGCAUUUGUACAAGAAUCUCACUCGAGGAAGAGGAAUCUGCUUUUGAGUAUGUAGAGGCUGUUCUACUCGGUUCGGGUCUGAACUGGGACGAGUUCCUCCUGAGAUGGAUUUCCUCGUACGAAAUCCUCGACUCCUCACUAUUCGACGAGGUCGAGCUGUUCUCGAGCCGGCCCCACCACGACCAGAAACUGCUCUUCGACUGUGCUAACGAGGCUUUAGAGGAGGUGUGCGAAUGUUACUUUGGGUGCUUUAAUGGAAUACCGUGUGCUAAGCCUAACAUUAGGCCAGUGCCCAAAGGGAUGGACCUCAUCAACGAUGUGUGGAGAAGGGUCGAGCAGUGGCUUAUUCAGAAUUCAGAGUCUCUGCCUCUUGAGGGGCUCGUCAAAAGAGACCUUUCGGGCUCAAAAUGGAUGAAUGUCCAGCCGGAAAUCGAGUUUAUUGUUUACGAACUUGAGGAGAUGGUUUUUGAUGAGUUGGUGGAAGAAGUUUUACUUCCGUAUGGAGAUUGUGCUUUCGAGUGUGAGUUUGACAUGCCGUGA
Molecule: messenger RNA, 2529 nt
Organism: Striga hermonthica
Lineage: Eukaryota; Viridiplantae; Streptophyta; Magnoliopsida; Lamiales; Orobanchaceae
Source: the annotation of a GenBank genome assembly